Messenger RNA from Plasmodium gaboni, 972 nucleotides. Its product is annotated as putative sec14-like cytosolic factor or phosphatidylinositol/phosphatidylcholine transfer protein. Gene Ontology annotation, cellular component: cytoplasm. The transcript is spliced from 3 exons. The coding region runs from base 1 to 972 and encodes 323 amino acids. The record is from RefSeq and is a predicted model, not a curated record. NCBI's taxonomy places the organism in Eukaryota, Apicomplexa, Aconoidasida, Haemosporida, Plasmodiidae.
AUGAGUUUCGAUUCGGGAUGUGUAUCAAGAAACUUAGAUAAUUUGUUAAAGAAGUAUGAAAUGCAAUUAAAUUCACUUAAAACAUUAUUAAAAGAAAAAGGUGUAAUUGAAAAAAUAGAAGAUACAAUAUUAAUAAGAUAUAUUUUGUCAUAUGGUGAUAAAUUAGAAGAAGCAGUAAAUUCUAUAGAGAAAGCAGUAACAUGGAGAAAACAAAAUGUAUAUCCAUUAUUAAAUAAUAAUAAAGAAAAUAAUGAUUAUCAUAAUAAUAUAAUAUUUCCAGAUAGGGUUAAGCCAUAUUAUUCUUUUAUAAAAAAAGCAUUAGCAGCAUGUGAGCAUAAAUGUACAUUAGAUAAACAACCUGUAGUAAUAGCAAGAUUAAAAUUAUGUAAUUUUACAUUAUUAUUAGAUAAUGUACCAGAAAAUAUACUAGUAGAUUAUAUAGUAUAUUCAAAUGAACAUGAAUUUUCUGUAUGUAACGAACAAACAAAAAAAAGCAAAACAUUAUGUAGAACAUAUCGUUUUAUAGAUUUAAAGGGAUUUAUGUUAAAAAAAUUUGAUCGUAGAUUUCUUAGGGUUUUUGCAAAUACGUCUAAAUUGUCUGAAUUUUUGCACCCGCAGCUGGUUGGAAAAACGUAUUUAAUAAAUGCACCAUCAUAUAUACGAGUGACUAUUGAAACGUUAAAAACCUUUGGUAUAAGCAGAAGAACAUUAAAUAAACUGGAAAUUCCAAGAAGCUUUUCUCAUAAAGAGCCAGCUGACUGUGACUGGUUUAAUUUGCUAGUUGACAAAAAUGACAUACCUACUUAUUUAGGCGGAAAGUGCAAAUGCAAAAAUGGAUGUAUUCCAGGUUUUCAGAAUGACCUUGAAAAUCCCUUAAAUUUAAAUGAAGAGGAAAUAAAAGAAGAAAUUCAAAAUAAUUUGUCUAAAUUAACAACUAAAACUGAGAAAAAUAGCCCACUUAUGGGUAAAUGA